CACGGACAACAAUGAAGACAAAUAUCUUGAUGAUUCAAUUGGUCACCUGGGCGUGCUUUUUGGCAAUCGAGAGUCCAAGUUCUAGCCUCUACUCACGACUCUUGGCAAAGGAGAGAACCGGGCUGGAACCGAGCUCAUCGAUCAUCGUUGACGAGCUGGCGCUUACGCGGCAAUCGCGUCACUCGCCGAAUUAUUUAACUCCUGACCCAGCAUGACCGCACCACCAGUAACACGCACCUUCUCGCAGAUCUGACCCAAAAGCGAUAGCUUUCAACCCCGGACCCAAUUUUCCGCGUUGAUUACGUAUUUCCCACAUCGUAUUCGAUUCUCCCAUGUUCACCUGAGAACUCCCUCGUCGCCUGAGAAAAAAAUACCUGCAACUAUACAUAUCAUACUGCAUCUUGUCUGCAUCGCAUGAUGAUGGAAGGUCUAAGCGCGUGCGAUCCUCAAUUGAGAGGGUGACCACGACGACCCGGCCACAUAUUUACAUACUGCACACAAUCCAGAUAAGCGAAACCCAAAAGAGCGCGUAUACAAGGAUCCUAAUUAACCAAUCUCCCAAUCUCGCGAGGCAUGCAUUCGCUUUGUUCGUCAGCUGGUUCGGUCGGUCUGCGGCCACGGCAAAAUCAAGUCCAGUCCAGGCACAACAUACAUACAUAUACUAGAAUCCAUCCGGCAGAUCUUGAUUCUCUUUUACAUACUUCCCACUUCGACUUGAACGAUUCGUUUCUGUCCAAUUAUUUACUAUCAGCAUCUUCCAUCCAUUGUGGUCGAAUUAACGCCGCCAUGCAAAUGCACACACUGGUCUCCGGACGCCGCCAAUGACCACGUAACAUUGUACAUCUGAUCUUACGGUAGUAAAU
This is a messenger RNA of Cantharellus anzutake, 863 nucleotides long. RefSeq lists its product as uncharacterized. Bases 574 to 825 code for a protein of 83 amino acids. The record is from RefSeq and is a predicted model, not a curated record. The transcript has a single exon. Lineage: Eukaryota; Fungi; Basidiomycota; Agaricomycetes; Cantharellales; Hydnaceae.